Molecule: messenger RNA, 2745 nt
Organism: Gadus chalcogrammus (walleye pollock)
Lineage: Eukaryota; Metazoa; Chordata; Actinopteri; Gadiformes; Gadidae
Gene: grin1b
Product: glutamate receptor, ionotropic, N-methyl D-aspartate 1b
Exons: 20
Coding region: 1-2709 (902 amino acids)
Biological process (GO): chemical synaptic transmission; regulation of membrane potential; monoatomic ion transport
Cellular component (GO): synapse; plasma membrane; neuron projection
Molecular function (GO): NMDA glutamate receptor activity
Source: RefSeq, a predicted model, not a curated record
AUGCGUUUUUUGUUCCUCUUGGCCAUUUUCGUGGUGUGCUCGUGCGCCCGUGGGGGAUGCGAACCCAAGAUAGUGAACAUCGGGGCAGUUCUGAGUCAGAAACGCUACGAGCAGGUCUUCAAAGAAGCCGUGAGCCUGGCCAACGGCAUCUAUGGCAGGGACAAGUUUAAAAUGAACGCUAUCUCCGUCACGCACAAACCCAACGCCAUCCAGAUGGCCCUGUCCGUCUGUGAAGACCUGAUAUCCAACCAGGUCUAUGCCAUCCUGGUGAGCCAUCCGCCCCAGUCCAACGACCACCUGACGCCCACGCCCGUGUCCUACACCGCCGGCUUCUACCGCAUCCCCGUGGUGGGCCUCACCACCCGCAUGUCCAUCUACUCUGACAAGAGUAUCCACCUGUCCUUCCUCCGGACCGUGCCGCCCUACUCCCACCAGGCCCAGGUGUGGUUCGACCUGAUGAGAGAGUUCCGGUGGAACCAUAUCAUCCUCAUCGUGAGUGAUGACCACGAGGGCCGAGCGGCACAGAAGAGACUGGAGACACUGCUGGAGGAAAGAGAGACCAAGACUAAAAACAGGAACUUUGAAAACCUCGACCAACAGUCCUUUGACUUCAGGAGAGGACCUAAGGCGGAGAAGGUUCUGCUGUUCAGCCAGGACACCAACCUCACUGCCCUGCUGAUGGAGGCCAAGGACCUGGAGGCGCGCGUCAUCAUCCUGUCUGCCAGUGAGGACGAAGCUGCGGCGGUGUAUAAAUCAGCCCGGCAGCUCAACAUGACGGGGUCCGGCUACGUCUGGCUGGUGGGGGAGAGAGAGAUGAGCGGCAAAGCCCUGAACGAGGCCCCCGAUGGUCUUCUGGGUCUCCAGCUCAUUAACGGUAAGAACGAGUCUGCCCACAUCAUGGACGCCGUGUCAGUGGUGGCCCAGUCGCUGCAGGAGCUCUUUGAGAAGGAGAACAUCACAGAGCCGCCGCGGGGUUGUGUUGGUAACACCAACAUCUGGAGAACCGGCCCGCUCUUUAAACGGGUGCUUAUGUCAGCAAAGUACCCUGACGGUCUGACAGGAAGGAUCGAGUUCAACGAUGAUGGAGACAGGCGUUUUGCUACCUACAGCAUCAUCAACCAGCAGAAACCUGGGCGCCUGGUUCAAGUUGGAGUGUUCAACGGCUCACAGGUUAUAAUGAACGCUCAGAGGAAGAUCAUCUGGCCAGGAGGAGAGACAGAGAAGCCCAGAGGAUACCAGAUGUCAACUAGACUCAAGAUUGUGACUAUACACCAGGAGCCAUUUGUUUACGUCAAACCCACCAAGAAUGAUGGGACGUGCCGAGAAGAGUACACAUUAAAUGGAGUCCUCAUCAAAAAGGUCAUAUGUACCGGACCCAAUGGAACCAUUCCAGGACAGCCCAUUGUGCCUCAGUGCUGCUAUGGUUUCUGCAUCGACCUGCUGAUUAAACUUGCCAUGAACAUGAACUUCACCUACGAGGUUCACCUGGUGGCGGAUGGCAAGUUUGGCACGCAGGAGCGAGUAAAUAACAGUAAUAAGAAGGAGUGGAAUGGCAUGAUGGGAGAGUUGUUGAGCGGUCUUGCCGACAUGAUCGUAGCGCCUCUCACCAUCAACAACGAGCGUGCUCAGUACAUUGAGUUCUCCAAGCCCUUCAAGUACCAGGGCCUCACCAUCCUGGUGAAGAAGGAAAUCCCGCGUAGUACGCUGGAUUCCUUUAUGCAGCCGUUUCAAAGCACGCUGUGGUUAUUGGUUGGCCUGUCGGUCCAUGUGGUGGCAGUGAUGCUCUACCUACUAGACCGAUUCAGCCCUUUUGGAAGGUUUAAAGUGAAUAGUGAAGAAGAGGAGGAAGAUGCCCUGACCCUGUCCUCGGCCAUGUGGUUCUCUUGGGGAGUCCUGUUGAAUUCUGGGAUAGGAGAAGGAGCUCCCCGGAGUUUCUCAGCGAGGAUUUUGGGUAUGGUGUGGGCAGGCUUCGCCAUGAUAAUCGUGGCUUCCUAUACUGCCAACCUGGCAGCCUUCCUGGUGCUGGACCGGCCUGAGGAGCGCAUCACCGGCAUCAAUGACCCCAGGCUGCGUAACCCAUCAGAUAAGUUCAUCUACGCCACAGUGAAGCAGAGUUCGGUGGACAUUUACUUCCGGAGGCAGGUGGAGCUGAGUACCAUGUACCGGCACAUGGAGAAACACAACUACGAGAGUGCUGCAGAAGCCAUCCAGGCUGUCCGUGACACUAAGCUCCAUGCCUUCAUCUGGGACAGCGCUGUGUUGGAGUUUGAAGCGUCUCAGAAGUGUGACCUGGUGACCACCGGGGAGCUUUUCUUUCGUUCCGGAUUUGGGAUCGGGAUGAGGAAAGACAGUCCCUGGAAGCAGAACGUGUCCUUGGCCAUUCUCAGCUCUCAUGAGAAUGGCUUCAUGGAGGACCUGGACAAGACGUGGGUUCGAUACCAGGAGUGUGACUCCCGGAGCAACGCCCCCGCCACCCUCACCUUCGAGAACAUGGCCGGGGUGUUCAUGCUGGUCGCCGGGGGGAUCGUGGCUGGGAUAUUCCUCAUCUUUAUCGAGAUCGCCUACAAACGACACAAAGACGCCCGCAGGAAACAGAUGCAGCUCGCCUUCGCAGCUGUCAACGUCUGGCGGAAGAACCUACAGCCGUACCCGACUGACAUCACUGGCCAGCUCAACCUCUCGGAUCCGUCCGUCAGCACCGUGGUCUGAGACACACCCACGGCAUUCAAUAUCCCAGCCAGAAUA